Molecule: messenger RNA, 2009 nt
Organism: Humulus lupulus (European hop)
Lineage: Eukaryota; Viridiplantae; Streptophyta; Magnoliopsida; Rosales; Cannabaceae
Product: nuclear transport factor 2
Exons: 9
Coding region: 282-1667 (461 amino acids)
Cellular component (GO): cytosol; ribonucleoprotein complex
Molecular function (GO): mRNA binding
Source: RefSeq, a predicted model, not a curated record
AUUUUUGGUUAUUUGAUAUUUUUCAUCUUCCACAUUCUCUCUCUCUCUCUCCGAAACCCAGCGCUCUCGCCGUUCCUGCAAAUCUAGUGAGUUCUCUCAGAGCAGGUUUUUGAAAAAGCGAGAAAGAUAAGAUUAACGAUAUACUAUUAUAUCCCUAAAACCCUUGGGUUUAGGUGUUUGGAUCUGUGUGUGGUUUAGGGUUUUAGAGGAUUUGCUGAGAUUGUUUCAGUUCAUGCUUUUCAACUGAGUGAGUUUGGAUUAGAAAGAAGGCGGUGGCGGCGAUGGCGAAUGCUUAUCCGGGUCCUGUUAGUGCUGUUCAGGUAGGCUCCUACUUUGUGGGACAGUACUACCAAGUUCUUCAACAGCAACCCGAUCUAGUUUAUCAGUUCUACUCUGAGACAAGCUCAAUGGUUCGCAUCGAUGGUGAUUCUACUGAAUCCGUUUCUGAAAUGCUGCAAAUUCAUUCAAUUAUCAUGUCUCUGAAUUUUACUGCCAUAGAGAUUAAGACAAUCAACUCUCUUGAGUCAUGGAAUGGAGGUAUCCUGGUGGUGGUUUCAGGGUCUGUUAAAGCAAAGGACUAUGUUGUCAGGAGAAAUUUUAUCCAAACCUUUUUCUUGGCUCCUCAGGAGAAAGGUUAUUUUGUUCUCAAUGAUGUCUUUCAGUACAUAAAUGACGAAGUAAUUUACCAGCAUCCAACACCCGAACUUUCCGAAAGCAAAUUUGAUUCUCAAGUGAACAUUCCUAGCCCUCAUCCCGAACCACCAGUUUCUGACUAUGAUUUGGAGGAAGAGGCCAGGGAUUAUGUCAAUUCUGUUCAUAUUGAAGAUGAUCCAGUUGAUAUAUACAGUGUCCCAGAGCAACAGCAACAACAACAACAACAACAGGAUGUGGAGACAGAAGUUGUGGUGGAAGAAAGUCUGGUAGAAGAAACAUCCGCUUCAUUUGAAAAUGUGCCUAAUGCUGUUCAAGAAAUCCCAUCUGAGGCAGUGGAGGAACCUGUGGGAGAAUCUGUUAAGAAAACAUAUGCUUCUAUUUUGCGAGUUGCCAAAGGGCUGUCUGCACCUUCAAAUGCACCUCCAGUUGUGCCUCCAGUUGCAGCUCAACCAUCUUUUACGGCCACCCAAGCUUCAGAUUGGAACUACUCACCUCAGUAUGUUGAACAACAGUCAUACUCUCCAUCACCAGUUGUGCCUGAUUCUGGAGUAGAGGCAGCGGAUGAAGGCUAUGCCUAUGAUGACGAAGGCGAACCAAAAUCUGUCUACGUGAGAAACUUGUCUCCUAAUGUAACUGAAGAAGAGAUUGAGGAAGAAUUCAAGUAUUUUGGCCGCAUUAAGCCUGAUGGGGUGUUCAUCAGGAGCCGCAAGGAUAUCGGAGUCUGCUAUGCUUUCGUUGAGUUUGAAGACAUCCUUGGCGUUCACAAUGCACUCAAGGCAUCCCCCAUUCAAUUAGCUGGAAGGCAAGUUUAUAUCGAGGAGCGUAGACCUAACAGCACUGGUAUUUCCCGAGGCGGAGGUGUUGGUGGAAGACGGGGAAGAGGCAGAGGUGGUUACCAACCAGAGUCUACUAGAGGGCGUUUUGGUGGUCGAAGUUUGGGCAGGGGUGGAAACCAAGACAGCGACUACAGCAGACCGAGAGGCAAUGGUUUCCACUCGCGAGGUUCUCGAUAAAUCAGAGCCUUAUGACCAUAAAGACGGGGGGCAGAUCUAGCUAUAUAUAAACAAAAUCCUUUGUGGGGGUUGAUGAAGUGUUGUAGGGUGCAGCUGAUUCCGGAUGGAAUAUUUUCCUCCAGACGGUUUCUAGGAAAAUUUUUAUUAAUACUUGUUGAGUGGUGUUUUGCAUGAACUGGGAAUGUUUAAUUUUACUCUUUAGCGAGUAUCAGUUUGUUUUCCCCUUGAAUGGUUUUUAUCAUGCAAUUCUAGGGGUGGCCUUUAAACCCCCAUGUUCUUAGGGAAUAUGGGUGGGGCUUGUGUUCUGUUUUAAUAUAUCUAAUAUUUAAUGAUUUUGCUCCA